Lagenorhynchus albirostris (white-beaked dolphin) is the source of this 1802-nucleotide messenger RNA. RefSeq names its product solute carrier family 46 member 1 (gene SLC46A1). Gene Ontology annotation, cellular component: plasma membrane. The record is from RefSeq and is a predicted model, not a curated record. Lineage: Eukaryota; Metazoa; Chordata; Mammalia; Artiodactyla; Delphinidae. The transcript has 5 exons. Gene Ontology annotation, molecular function: transmembrane transporter activity. The coding region runs from base 1 to 1380 and encodes 459 amino acids. Gene Ontology annotation, biological process: transmembrane transport.
AUGGAGCGGCGCGCGAACUCUCGGGGCGAGCCCCGCGCCUGGCCCGCCGGGCCCGUGCUGUGCCGCGGCUGCGUGGAGCCUCUCAUCUUCCUUGCCAACUUCGCCUUGGUCCUGCAGGGCCCGGUCACCACGCAGUACCUGUGGCACCGCUUCAGUGCCGACCUUGGCUACAACGGCACUCGUGACAGGGGCAGCUGCACCAACCAUAGCGUGGACCUCACCGCGCAGAAAGUGGAGACGCUUACCUCCCACUGGACCCUCUACAUGAACAUGGGCGGCUUCCUGGUGGGACUCUUCUCGUCCACCCUGCUGGGUGCCUGGAGUGACUGUGUGGGCCGCCGCCCGCUGCUGGUGCUGGCCUCCCUCGGCCUGCUGCUCCAGACCGUGCUGUCCAUCUUUGUGGUACAGCUGCAGCUCCACGUUGGCUACUUCGUGCUGGGCCGCAUCCUUUGUGCCCUCCUCGGCGAUUUCAGCGGCCUCCUGGCUGCUGGCUUUGCCUCCGUGGCAGAUGUCAGCUCCAGCCGCACCCGUACCAUCCGAAUGGCCCUGCUGGAAGCGUGCAUCGGGGUGGCAGGGAUGCUGGCGAGUCUCGUUGGUGGCAACUGGCUCCAGGAGCAGGGUUAUGCCAACCCUUUCUGGUUGGCCUUGGCCUUGCUGAUUGCCAUGACUCUCUAUGCAGCAUUCUGCUUUGGUGAGACAGUGAAAGAGGCGACACCCGCCCGGCUCUUCACACUCCGUCACCACCGAUCCAUCGUCCAGCUCUAUGUGACCCAGGCCCCGGAGAAGUCCAGGAAGCACUUAGCCCUGUACUCGUUGGCCAUCUUCGUGGUGAUCACUGUGCACCUUGGGGCCCAGGACAUCCUGACCCUCUAUGAGCUGAGCACACCCCUCUGCUGGGACUCUAGGCUGAUCGGCUACGGUUCUGCGGCUCAGCACCUCCCAUACCUCACCAGCCUGCUGGGCCUGCGGCUUCUGCAGUACUGCCUGGCCGACACCUGGGUGGCUGAGAUCGGUCUGGCCUUCAACAUCAUGGGGAUGGUGGUCUUUGCAUUUGCUACCAUUACACCCCUCAUGUUCACAGGGUACGGGCUCCUCUUCCUGUCGUUGGUCGUCACGCCUGUCAUCCGGGCCAAACUCUCCAGGCUGGUGAGAGAGUCAGAGCAGGGUGCUCUCUUUUCUGCUGUGGCCUGUGUGAAUGGCUUGGCCAUGCUGACAGCCUCCGGCAUCUUCAACUCGCUCUACCCAGCCACCCUGAACUUCAUGAAGGGCUUCCCUUUCCUCCUGGGAGCUGGCCUCCUCUUCAUCCCGGCCGUCCUGAUUGGGAUACUGGAAAGGGCUAAUCAUUGCCCUGAAUUCCAGCAGUUUUCCCAGAGCCCCUGAUCUGCCUGGACCAGAGGGCAGGGGGCGAGAGGAGCAACGUGAACGCCAACCAGCUGGAAGUACACGCCUCUGGGUCCCAGUCCUCAGCAGCAGCGGCAGCUCCCCUCAAAGGGCAGUGUUCACCUUGGACCAGGUGGUCAAGCUAGACCAAGGCCCCCACCUCAUCCACGCCGUGCCUGCCUGUGAUUCUAGGAUCUGGAAUUGUAACCCAGACAGUCCCACUCAGGGCGGGCGGUGUGGGAGCCAUUUGGAACAGGCAUCUGUUAACCCUUUAGUCCAUCAAUCACGUAGAACCCUCCAGGGGAGAGGAGAGGUCCUGAUGGAGGGACCAGUUGAAGCAUGAGGGCAGCACCUCUGCUUCCAACCCAAACUGUGCAGCCCACCGUGCUGAGUUCACGGCCAAGCAGCUACCAGUCACUCCU